Thalassophryne amazonica is the source of this 631-nucleotide messenger RNA. Its product is annotated as bestrophin-4-like. Gene Ontology annotation, molecular function: chloride channel activity. The transcript has 4 exons. The record is from RefSeq and is a predicted model, not a curated record. Bases 19 to 573 code for a protein of 184 amino acids. Lineage: Eukaryota; Metazoa; Chordata; Actinopteri; Batrachoidiformes; Batrachoididae.
AAAGACCAAACAUUCGAUAUGUACGUCCCUGUUUUCACGCUGCUCCAGUUCUUCUUCUACACUGGCUGGCUCAAGGUGGGGGAGUUGAUUAUCAAUCCAUUUGGAGAAGAUGACGAUGACUUUGAAACCAACCAGCUGAUCGACAGAAACAUCCAGGUGUCCAUGCUGGCUGUGGAUGACAUGUACCAGAACCUUCCACCUGCUGUGAAAGACAAGUACUGGGCCCAGGGACAUUUUUCUGUCCCUUACAUUCUGUCGACUGCAGCAGAGAGUCUCAAACCAGCCUUCAAAGGCUCCACCUUUGAUAUGAGGAUGAGUACAGAGGAUCUUGAUCUUCUCCAGCCUGAGGAUGUUCCGCUGAAGACGCAGUAUUUGCAGAGGGGCAAAGGUUUCCUCCACGAGAGGAGUCUGCCCUCUUUGGCAGACGUCUCUUCCCAUCAUAAUGAGAGUGAAGAUGGUGAUGGUGCUGAUGGCAGGGAUGAUGUCACUUUAACCCCUGAUGAUGACAUCACUGCCACCAGUCGCAAAGAACACAAAGCACUGAUUAGAAUUGAGGUGGAAAAACACAUCUGAUGUACCCACAAUGUACGUUUUUCACUCUAAAAGAAGCCAAAUGUUCCAAAUAAACCAA